Eruca vesicaria subsp. sativa (arugula) is the source of this 996-nucleotide messenger RNA. NCBI's taxonomy places the organism in Eukaryota, Viridiplantae, Streptophyta, Magnoliopsida, Brassicales, Brassicaceae. The record is from the annotation of a GenBank genome assembly.
AUGUACUCCUGUGAAGCUGCAGCUAGAGAGUUUAAGAUUCCUUGUGUCAUCUUCACCACUACAAGUGCUACAAGUUAUGUUUCACGAUGCGUUCUUAACAAACUCAAUACCGAAAAGUUCUUCUCCGACAUAGAAGAUCCAGAGAUGCAAGAAAAGGUGGUGGAAAAUUUGUAUCCAUUAAGAUACAAACACCUACUGCCUACAGGACUUGGGCCAUUGGAGCCACUUCUGGAGCUUCGUAAGGAAAUAGUCAACAAAAGAACAGCUUCCGCUAUUAUAGUAAACACGUCGAGCUGUCUAGAAGACUCGUGUCUGUCAUGGAUGCUACAAGAACUCAAAAUUCGAGUGUGCCCCUUAGGCCCUCUUCACAUUACAGCUUCAGCGCCUUCAAGUUUACUGAAACAAGACAUGAGCUGCAUUGAAUGGCUGAACAAGCAGAAAGCAAGGUCAGUCAUAUACGUAAGCAUGGGAAGCCUUGCUGAUAUGGAAACUAAGGAAGUUUUGGAGAUGGCGUGGGGGUUGGCAAAUAGCAGCCAGCCAUUCUUAUGGGUCAUCCAAAGCAGCUCCAUCAUUGAGUCAUUUCCAGAUGAACUGAGUAAAAUGGUGUCGGAAAGAGGAUAUAUUGUAAAUUGGGCACCACAGAUAGAAGUACUUGCGCAUCCUUCAGUGGGAGGCUUCUGGAGCCAUUGUGGAUGGAACUCAACGCUCGAGAGCAUUGCGGAAGGAGUCCCAAUGAUCUGCAUGCCUCUACAGGGCGAGCAGAAGUUAAACGCAGCGUAUAUAGAAAGCGUCUGGAGUGUAGGAAUCCCGCUUGAAGGUGAAGUGGAAAGAGAACAUGUCGAGAGAGCUGUGAAAAGGUUAAUUGUGGAUGAAGAAGGAGCAUGCAUGAGGGAGAGAGCACUUGUUCUGAAAGAGAAGGUCAAAGCCUCUGUCAGAGAUGGAGGCUCCUCACACAAUGCACUGGAUGAGCUCAUCAAGUACUUGGAGACAGACUGA